UUGUCUCAAUCAAUCACUAUGUUUCCACUCAAUUUUCAUUACGAAGAUGUAUCACGUCAGGAUCCGUUGCUCAAACUGAAUCACGCCAACGUUAUGGAAGUUCCUGGAUCGUGUGAAAUAAGAUUAGUACCUAAGGCACCCUAUGAUUUAAUAAUAAUAAAUGGAAAAUUGGCUAUGGAGAUUCUGCGCGGUCAGAAAUUCAUACAAACACAAAGGGGUUCGACAGGAAAGUCGUUUCUAUCCAAUCCAUUCUUGGGGUCAAAAAAAGACAAAGGAUAUGUCAGUGACCUAGCACGACAAAGCACUCUCUGAGGGCAUGGAAUGUCUAAUUUUUCGGUCAGAAUAUCGACAGUAAUGUCUCUGUUAGAUUCUCCGGUCGAAAUAUGGGAAAACUCCAUUCAAUUCUCGAUGGAAACGGAGUUUUGCGAAUUCUCCCCGGAACUGGAAGAUCAUUUCGAGAUCUUCGAUCAUAUUCGAGGGUUCAAUGUUACUAUUGUAACUUCCGCCAACACACAAGAUGAGACUUUACCACCGUGGAGCGGCUUUUUGCAAAAAGAUGAGGGAGAAACUCAGUAA
This is a messenger RNA of Vicia villosa (hairy vetch), 576 nucleotides long. RefSeq names its product large ribosomal subunit protein uL5m. Gene Ontology annotation, biological process: translation. Gene Ontology annotation, cellular component: ribosome; cytosolic large ribosomal subunit. NCBI's taxonomy places the organism in Eukaryota, Viridiplantae, Streptophyta, Magnoliopsida, Fabales, Fabaceae. The transcript has a single exon. Gene Ontology annotation, molecular function: structural constituent of ribosome; RNA binding. The record is from RefSeq and is a predicted model, not a curated record.